AUGGCUACAUCAAGCACAGCACGAGCAACUUUUGAGUUCCAACUAAACCAGAGUAAAGCGAAUGCUUUAACCCCUCCGUUCGCGACUUCAGACGACCUCUUUUGGCAGUUGGAAUAUUGCGAGACAUAUCCAAAUGAACCGGAAUGCUUUGUCGUUCGUCUUCACGUAAUUCCAAACCAAGACGAGUUAGAGUCCAUCUUGCCUUGGUCACGGCGACACGAGAAUCAACAAUAUGUCGGUAAAUUAGCUUUAGAAAUGGAUAAAUUGACACCCGAGAUGAAAUAUAGAGGAUUUUUUUACAAAAAAACAAAGCUCGCUCAUAAUUUUCUAAUUGGUGUCACUUUCUCGGAAUUUCAAACGAAUUCAAAAUUAGUUCCAGCACCAUUUCCCGGACGAAGAAUUCCUAAUGAGUUAUAUGAUGCAUGGCUUGGCGAGAUAAACAAACAAGAUUCGGUUGAUGUUCAAUUCAACGUCAGUGGUCAAGUGGUAUAUGCCAGCAGUGCAAUCCUCUCAAAACGUAGCGAAUAUUUUCGUAAUUUCUUUCAACAAAAAUGGGCCGAAUCAGAAGAUAUUCAAUCAGAUACUACCCAAUCAUCAUCACAAUCUCCAAAUACUCGAACACGAUCCAAGAAAAAAUCAUCAUCCCCAGUAAAAGGAGUAACGAUCAACGGCACCAAUGGUACGAACACCAAUGGAACGACUCCUGAAACAUCUGAUAUUUCGAUUUCAAAUAAUCAGAUAAAAUAUGUAAUCAACGUCCCAGAUUUCGAAUAUGAUACAUUCUUAGGGAUGUUGAGAUAUCUUUACACAGACAACCCUGGUUUCAGUGUUGAGGAUGGUUCUCCUACCUCACCAUUAGCCAUGAUGGCGAUUAGUGAUAAAUAUCUGAUUCAGGAUCUACGUGAGCGGGCAAAAGAGAAAUUAUUAAAGAUUCUUAAUGAAGAUAAUGCCGCGCGUAUUCUGUUUGAUGCAGCUUGGAAGUGGCCUGAUGUCAAAGAAAUUGUGAUGAAUUACGUGGUCAAAAAUUUCGCUAAAGUUCGCGAGACUCCAGCUUUCUUGGAAAUUGAUGACUCACACCCAAUGACCGCAAAACUCUUACUACAACUUAUCAGACAGCAUAGUUUCAUUGACCAAAUGGCCGAAAAAAAAGUGUGGAACUUUGGUGCUGGCCCAGCCAUGAUUCCUUCGUCUGUGUUACUUCGCGCACAAGCAGAGUUCACAAACUACAAUAACCUAGGAAUGUCGAUCAUGGAAUUAUCCCACCGCUCCAAAGAAUUCGAAAACCUUCUCAAUAAAACCAAAAACGAUUUUAGAACACUACUUAAAAUCCCCGAAAACUACGAAAUUCUAUUUAUGCAAGGCGGAGGACACACGCAAUUUUCAGCGAUUGUAUAUAACUUGCUUGCGGCAAAACGGGCAAAAUUGGGUGAUAGCAUUAACGAUAGUGAUUUUAAUCCGCCAAUUGAUUAUUUGGUAACUGGGUCAUGGUCAGCUAAAGCAGCCCAGGAAGCAAAGCGGAUAUAUGGAAAUGUAAAUAUAGUUUUUGAUGUGAAGAAAUCAAAAGGUGCUUAUGGUUCAAUUCCGCCCAAUUCCGAAUGGAAACUGAGUGGACCCAGUGCUGCUUUCGUAUAUUACUGUGAUAAUGAGACAGUGAAUGGGGUUGAGUUUCCAUAUAUACCCGAAAUCGAUCCUUCUGUACCGCUUGUUUGCGAUAUGUCCUCAAACAUAUUAUCACGUCGCGUAGAUAUAAGCAAAUUUGGCGUAAUUUAUUCGGGUGCACAAAAAAAUAUAGGCCCAGCUGGAGUGACAUUGGUCAUAGUACGCAAGGAUUUAUUAACACCUGUGGAGUCUGUUGGGCAGCAACAUCAUAAUGUUCCCAUCAUACCCACCAUGCUCGACUACAAAACGAUGGCAGACAAUAAUUCACUGUACAAUACACCACCGAUGUUCUCUAUUUAUAUGGCAGAUUUGGUUUUCGAGUGGUUGUUGGAGCUGGGUGGUGUGGAAGCCAUUGAAGCUAUGAACGCCACGAAAUCGCAAGCAAUUUACGACACGAUUGAUCAAUCAAAAAUUUACCGGUCGCCUGUAGAUAGGUUGGUACGCUCGCGAAUGAACGUGCCGUUCAAAAUUGAACCACCGGAAUUAGAAAAAGAGUUUUUGAGUGGUGCGGACAAGUUGAAUAUGUAUCAAUUAAAAGGCCAUCGUAGUGUAGGUGGGAUUAGAGCGAGCAUAUAUAACGCUAUGCCUUUAGAAGGCGUAGAAGCAUUAAUUAAAUAUAUGAAAGAAUUUGAGAAAAAACAUUCAAUAUAA
Ambispora leptoticha is the source of this 2310-nucleotide messenger RNA. The record is from the annotation of a GenBank genome assembly. Lineage: Eukaryota; Fungi; Glomeromycota; Glomeromycetes; Archaeosporales; Ambisporaceae.